CCCACUGAGAGGAUAAGACACGGAAGGCAGGGAGGGAAUCUCUCUUUUUCUUUUUUUGCCUGCCUAUCCAUCCUAUCAAUCCUAAACCGGCCGGAUCAGAUAGACAAACAGAUAACCAGACAGACUGGGUGUACACACAUACCUGCAGAGAAACAAGUGUAAACAGCCAUAAUGUUUGGUUAUGGGCGCAAGAAUUUUACCUGGAAUGGAACUCUGAGAGAGCUGGAGGGCAGCUACCCAGCCUUCUGCACAGAGCGAGGUCGACCAAGUAUGACAGCCUCCCCGAGCUCCUCCAGCGGCUUAGAGGUUCUCCUUUCCACUCUGCAGAAUGCAGGGGAUGUGGAGAGCACCUUAAAUAUCCUCAAUGUCCUGGAUGAACUUCUGUCCGCUGGUACAGAUCGUCGUAUCCAAUAUAUGAUCAGCAAAGGCGGCAGCGAGGCCUUGCUGACUGCACUGGUCAACACCGGCCGCGGUUUCAGUCCCAACUACACCAUCUUGAUGCCACUGCUGCACCUGCUGGCUAAAGUUGGACACAGAGACCGCCGUAUAGGUAUGAAAGCAGAGGAGGCUGGAGCUGUGCUGCUGACCCUGAAUCUGCUCAAACACAACAUCAAACAUGCCAGGAGGGCUGCAGCCUGCCUCUGGGUCAUCCAAGUCUUCUCUUCAUCAGUUUCUACAGCAAACCUAAUAGGAGAAAACCACGGACUGGAUGUCAUCUACUGCCUCAUCCCUCAGUAUACCACCAAACAUCUGCACACCAUCAAGGCAGCCAUAAAUGCCUUUUCUGCUCUGCUGUGCACAAAGGCUAACGUUUGCUCAGUGGUAUCUAAGGGUUACAUCUCUGGCCUCUUGCGGCUUUACGAGGACUGGCACAACAAGGAUACUCAACAUAUUGCCAUAACAAUCUGCCACGCACUUCUGCGCUGCCUCCAUAAGGUCACCCACAGUACUGCAGGCAGACAGGCUUUCAUAUCCCAGGGAGGCUGUAGACUGCUAUAUCAAACUACACAGACAUGUUUGUUGAGUAAAGGUCUGGAGUCUCUGGUGGAGCCCUCUGUGCAGCUGAUGAGGAAGUGUCUUCCUAAAACUCGCCUACCACUAACAUCAGAUCAGUCUGCAUACACCUUCCCCCUGCCUGGAAGACCACAUGCUGUCCCUGGUAUGGCCGUGGCACCAGAUGAGAGCAGUGAGGAGAGUGAUGAUGAGGAGGCUGAAGAUAACCAAGAGGCAAACAGCAAAGACUAUGAUGACGACUUGGAGACUGAUCUGAACAAACUUCGUCUUCGUCCUGAUCCAGACAGACCCACAGAGCUGCUGCCACAGUACAGUCACCUCUGUCCUGAACUCUCACAUGACUUCCAGGAGCUGGAUUUGAGUUCAGAGCCAGAGGAGAGUUCAACAGCAUCAUCAUCGUCUUCAUCAGAUGAGGAAGCAGGGCUGCUCAACUGUUUACCCUCUCGCUCCUCCAGGAGGGACAGGAGGAGUACUGCCAGCAGUGAUUUGUCCAUCUCCUCUUCAGGGUCUCACUCAGAGACAGAAACGUCCACAGAGGGACACACAUCAGCUGCUGCCCAUUUAGAAGCUCAUGAUUUCCACAGUCACAGCAGCAUCCUCAGCACCAGCUCCAGCUUUAGGACCAUGGUUAGAGAGGCAAGGAAAGAAGCCCCCCCAGGUCAGAGUGUGGAUGAACAGGAUGAUGAGGAGGGGGGAGCAGAAGAAUCCCACCAUCGUACGAUGAUAGACAGGUUAUUGGAGAGACACGGAGCCUGUAUCCCCCACCAUGAACCCAAGCUGUACCGCGCUGCAGCCGCCAAAACCAAAUCUAUUCCAGGGUUCAGCAUCCUGGCUUUCCCUGAUUUCUGGGGUCACCUCCCACCACCAGGACAUGAACCCAUGGCGCCACGCAAGCCCAACAUACAAAGGCAGAAAGUGUUUGAAGAUAUCCAACGUUUCCUGAAUACUGAUGACAUCAUCAACCAGGUAGUGUUUGACCUGGAAGAUGGCAGUCUUCAGUGUCCAUCUGAUUCCUUGAGGUUUUUCUCUAAGUUUGAAUGUGGGAACCUAAGGAAAGCUAUUCAGGUCCGCAGAUAUGAAUAUGACCUCAUAUUGAAUGCGGAUGCAAACUGUUCCCAGCACACCCAGUGGUUUUACUUUGAAGUCAGUAACAUGGUGGCAGACGUCCCCUACCGUUUUAAUAUCAUCAACUGUGAAAAGAGCAACAGCCAGUUCAACUAUGGAAUGCAGCCGACGCUGUACUCAGUAAGAGAAGCUCUGGAAGGUAGACCACACUGGGUCAGGAUUGGAACUGAAGUUUGUUAUUUCAGAAACCACUUUUGUCCAGCUCGGGGCAGAAGGAGAGCAACCUUUUAUACUCUGACCUUUACCAUCACCUUCAAACACAAUGAGGACGUCUGCUACCUGGCCUACCAUUACCCCUACACAUUCUCUGCUCUGAAGGCUCAUCUGAAGGUGCUGCAGAAAUCAGUGGAUCCUGCCAUGGUGUUUUUCCGGCAGCAGAUUCUUUGUGGCACUUUGGCUGGAAACUCUUGUCCAGUGGUCACCAUCACUGCCUGUCCUGCCAGCAGGGGCUGGAAAGACAUGCACCAGCUACGUAAUCGUCCCUGUAUCGUGCUAACAGGCCGUGUCCAUCCUGGUGAGUCCAAUGCCAGCUGGGUGAUGAAGGGUACCCUAGAGUUUCUGUGCAGCAGUGACCCGGUGGCCCAGAGUCUGAGGGAGGCCUUUGUCUUCAAGAUUAUCCCCAUGCUCAACCCAGACGGAGUCAUCAAUGGCACGAAUCGCUGUGAUCUGAACAGUGAGGAUCUGAAUCGUCAGUGGUGUAAACCAGACCCCAUCCUCAGUCCAACUAUCUACCACACCAAGGGCUUCCUCUACUACCUCAACAGUAUAGGACGAACUCCGUUGGUUUUCUGUGACUACCACGGCCACUCUAGGAAGAAGAAUGUUUUCCUUUAUGGAUGCAGUGUUAAAGAGACUCUCUGGGAGUCUGGCUCUGCUGUUGACACUGUAGGAUUGAAAGAGGACCCUGGAUAUAGGACCAUUCCAAAGACCUUGGAUCGUAUUGCACCGGCCUUUUCUUUCAACAGCUGCAACUAUUCGGUGGAGAAGUCUCGAUCUGCCACAGCCAGGGUGGUUGUCUGGAGGGAAAUGGGCGUGCUGAGAAGUUAUACCAUGGAGUGUACUUACAAUGGUUGCGACCAGGGAAUAUACAAGGGCCUGCAGACAGGAACCAGGGAGCUGCAGGAGAUGGGUGUGAAGUUCUGCCAAAGUCUGCUGUCUGUAACCAAAGACAUGAAGGCUCUUUACAUCAGGAGACUCAUCACCCACGUUGACCUGGACCACAACAUCCUGGACCACAAGUCUCACAACUGUUUUGAAGAUGAUGAGCCUCCAUGUGUCGAGGAGAUUGAGUAUUCCACAGACUGUCCUGCACUUACAAGCACUGAUCUGGAUUCCGAUGUCAACAGCAACAUGGCCAAUGCUGACGAAGAGGAGGAGGGUGAUGAAGGACACGGGAGCAAAAUAUCUGCGAGGCAGUGCUGGCCAAUCGCCACAGUCAAGCAUUAAGACCCACAUGUUGCCUCACUUGAUCAGACAGGCGUCCAUCGAGACACUCAGUGGGAAAAGCAACACAUGUAAUGGUGUGAGCAUCGCCAAUGAACAAAUGAGUUAAAGGAAUAUUUCAAGAUUUUGGUUUGUUACUAGAGAUAGAGAUGAGACUGUCAGUUUUUCUCUAAAAGGUCUUCUAAGCAUUGUAGGCUUUCCUCCUGGGUAAUACCUGGGUAAAUGAUAACCCAACCCUUGAAGUUUAGUUUGUGUUUAACGUAUCAUUUCUUUCAAGCCUCACCACAAGCUUGUUGUUGAAGAUAAAAGGUACCAAUACAUAAAACUUAAGUGAUCCUUAAAUAAAAUUUAAUUUCAAUAUAUUACUAAAUAAAGUAACACUUUAUUGUAACCCUCACUAUUUAGGGUUCCAAGCUUGAGUGGGCUGGGUACCACAAAUGCAACUCAUCGUGGUGCCCUAUUGAAAUAGCUCAGAUUAUUAUUUUUAUUAUUAUUAAUUAUUAUUAUUAAUUAUUUUAAUAUUUUUUUCCCCAUUGGUAAAAGUGGUACUGCAGCCCACACUGUAAGAGUUAUGUGAGUGAAAUUCACCGGGGAGGUACUGGUGCACACACCUCAGACACCAAAAGCCAUGAGUCCGAUCUGCACCAAAUUUUGCUUGUGGAAUCUUUGGACCCUCAUGAUCCAAAGUUAUCAAAAGAAUUUUGAUACUCCAAAAAAUGCGCAAGUUAUAAAGGAACGACUUCCUGUAGGUUGCAGUGAAACAGGAAGUGAUGUCAUAUCUCCAUUAAGGUUUGUCCAAUUAACACGAAACUUGGGCCAGUACUCCCCAUGCCCCACAUUGUGGAUUGGCCACUAGGUAGUGUUACAAAUGCAAAAAGUUUAUAUCUUGUAAUCGGCUGCAUGGAUUCGUAUGAAAUUGAUCUAGGGUCAUGACUCAGUUGAUGACUAAAAUUUGGUAAUUAAUUAAAGUGGGCGUGGCUUAUUACAACAAAUGUAAAUUUCUAGUAAAUUUCACAUUCCAAACUUUAAAAAAAAUCUCAAUCAGCCGUACAUCCUACAGAGCUGAAUUUUUACAGCACAUCCACUGACAAGUUUCCUCACUGCAACCUAUGAUCAAAUAAGAAGUCCAUCACUUUUAAGAUAUGAACAAAUCUACACAUAGGUCAGUCCGAUUAACAUAAACUUGGCUCAGGGGGCUGCAUGUUGCGACUUGUACCGGGGGCUUGGCCCAUGUUAAUACCUGCUUGCAGGUCUAAUUAGCAUUUAUGAGUAUAUAAACAUUUAAUAAAUGGGAUAUAUCAAUGUGUUUGUAAGCAGAUAUAAAAAACAUUUUAAGUGUUUAGUAAAGUACAUUAUUUAUCAACAUUUUCAAUAAAUUCUAUAUAUUGUAAAACUGUGUUUUACUAAAUGAUCUAUUUAUUCAACAGCCUCUGAGUAUGGGUGUCCAAAAGAGGAGUUAUAGUUGUUAACAAAUACAUUAAUAAACACUUAGAUCUUCCUACAAUUAUAUAAUGGUUGGUAAGAAAUGUAUUAGAAUUUGUUACAUGUUCAUGUACUGAUUAUAAAGGAUAAACAGGGGGACUUAAACUGAAAUGUGACCUUAAAUACAGGUUUUACAGAAAUAAAUUUGGAGGGUGUUGAGAGGUCCAGCUGAAGGAAAUAUGGCCGAGCCUCAACCCUUGAAUUCCCCACGUAACUUUGAUACACAAUUAAGAGCGAUAAUUAAACAAUGAACACAAAAAAAGAAUUAAAUAACUUUGUUUCCAUCUCAGACAGUUUGCACUUUGCUGACAGCUGCACCCACAACAGCGGCAGGCCAUACUUGACCACAGCAUCCUGUCCAACAUAUAGCAGCACCAGUGUGACCUAUGCUAAUGGUUGCACUAACAUCGUGUUAUUUUCUACUGUGCAAUGUCCCCAGGUUGUGACCAACAUCGUCUUUUUCAGCCUUAUGGAUGUUUAAAAAUAGUGAUUACUUAUUAGAGACAAGCUUUUUAAGCAAUUUUAAGUAACUUGUAAUUUUUAGAAAGGGUGGCCCAACCAGUUAUUAGGUUUAGGAAGCCUUUUUCACACAGGGCCAUGUAGGUUUGGAUUUUGA
This is a messenger RNA of Siniperca chuatsi (mandarin fish), 5680 nucleotides long. RefSeq names its product cytosolic carboxypeptidase 4. The record is from RefSeq and is a predicted model, not a curated record. Gene Ontology annotation, biological process: protein side chain deglutamylation; C-terminal protein deglutamylation; proteolysis. NCBI's taxonomy places the organism in Eukaryota, Metazoa, Chordata, Actinopteri, Centrarchiformes, Sinipercidae. Bases 172 to 3585 code for a protein of 1137 amino acids. The transcript has 27 exons. Gene Ontology annotation, molecular function: metallocarboxypeptidase activity; zinc ion binding.